AUGGAGAACUUGCAGAGCGCGCUUGUGCUGCACGGAGGAGCUGGCGCCUGCUCGCCCGCGCACUUGCAGAGGCUCAAGAAGGAGCUGAAGGCCGUCCUCCGAAAGGCAAAAACCCUGAAAGAGAGCGCUCUUUUGCUGGAGGCGUCUGGAGCCUUCAACUGCGGAAGCGGGGGCAGCACAACGUCAGAAGGCGCAGUCGAGAACGAGUGCUGCCUCAUGGAAAGCACCGGAGAAUUUUCGGCCCUUUGCAUAAUACCCCGCGGAGUCUCCCCGUACGAGGCCCUGCAGGAGCAAAUAGGAAAGAGCGCACGCCCGGGGGCUGUAAGGCCCCUGUGCACGGCAUACGCCCCUCACACGCCCAAGGAGUCUCCACGCUCCGAGACAUUUUUUGCAGAAAAAGCUGAAAGCGAGGCAGCAGACACUGUUGGGGUUAUUCAGGUGCAGAAAGGGCACAUUUCAGCGUACUCAAGCAGUGGAGGGCCCGUGCGAAAGACCCCCGGGCGGAUUGGGCCUUGCUCCGUCUACGGCGCAAAUACGUUCGUUUCAGAGGGCGCGGCAGUGCUCGUCUCCGGAACGGGAGAGUCUUUGAUUCGGCAGCAGCUUGCCAGGCGCAUACUCGAAGCAGCGGAGACGUGGGACUUCGAGAGCGUGAAGGAGGAGCUUGAGAAAUUCGUGCGCAGAGAAAAGGAGUUUCCCCACGUGGGCGGAGUCUGCGUGCUCUCGCGCCAGGAGAAAGUCUACAUCGUGCACUUCCAAACAGCAGCGUCUUUUGUGUUUGGAUACUCCUUCCAAGGGCGCUGCACCGUGGUUGGGCACGCGCAGAAAAGAGGCGCAGUCUAUCUCGACGUGCUGUGCAUGGGAAAUUGA
This is a messenger RNA of Nematocida major, 867 nucleotides long. RefSeq names its product L-asparaginase / beta-aspartyl-peptidase. NCBI's taxonomy places the organism in Eukaryota, Fungi, Microsporidia. The transcript has a single exon. The record is from RefSeq and is a predicted model, not a curated record. Gene Ontology annotation, molecular function: hydrolase activity. Bases 1 to 867 code for a protein of 288 amino acids.